Messenger RNA from Durusdinium trenchii, 1476 nucleotides. The record is from the annotation of a GenBank genome assembly. Lineage: Eukaryota; Dinophyceae; Suessiales; Symbiodiniaceae.
AUGCUAGGGCACGAAGAGCCGGAUCUGAUCACGUACAAUGCCAUGAUCAGCACAUGUGCAGCGGGUUUGUGGCAACAAGCCCUGGGCUUGUUGGACAGAGCUAAGGAGCAGUUGGUACAAGUUGAUGUCAUCACCUACAAUGCUGUCAUGUCCAGCUGUGACAGCGGUGCUUGGGAACUUGCGCUUGUGGUACUGGCCGAAGUAGGUGAAACUAUCAAAGCUGACGCUAUCAGCUUUGAUAGCGCCAUGAGCGCAUGCGAAAAGGCAGAGGGGUGGCCACAGGCUGUGGGAUUGCUCCUUGAGCUCCAUGGAGCUUCGUUGAAGAAGGAUGCUGUCACAUGUAGUGCGCUCACAAGUGGCUGCGUGAAAGCUGGAAAGUGGAUCUCAGCCUUGCAACUUUUCGGAGAGCUUUGUGUACACAGCGUUCGAUGCGACAGCUUUGUGUACACUGGAGCAAUGAAGGCUCUCGAAAUUGCUGGUCACUGGAAUGGUGCCUUGUCAGCGUUUGAUGAGCUCAGACACAGCCUGCGAGCGGACCUUGUAUCGAGAAAUGAACAAUUCCUUGUUGUUGUGACCAAAGCUGAACCUCCGAAGCGACAGAAGCGGAAGGAUCCGGAGCUCUACGAGCAGCUGUCCAAGCAGCGGCGUCUAGUGAAACGUGCUGAUACAGGCCAAACCAAGAAGGGAGAGGCUGCCUUGACCCAGGUCUCAGAGCGCAUCCAGACGAUGGGUGGGGAAGAUGAUGAAGUAAAGGAACAGAAAGAAAGAGAACUUCUUGGUCUGAAAAAAGACUCAGACACGAACGUGGCACUGACCGCGACCACGGAGUUCUGCAAUGUGGUGCAGACCCCCUUGGAGAAGAUUGAAACACUCAAGCACGAGAGCUUUCGAGGGUCAACCUUGUACAAGCAGCAGGCCACUCAGCGGAAGGGCAUUGCAGCUGGUGAACGAAAGGCACGCAAGGCGGGCCUGGCCGAAGAAGUCUCAGCUGUGAAGGAUGUGGAGGAAGAGCUAGAGCAGUCCCUCAUUGAGGACUCUCUCGACCUGAGCUGUGCCAGUGGCUUGGAAUACUUGCGCGCACGUUCACAGAUAGGUUGCGAUCAGGAUUCCCACCGAAUCCGGAAGCUUGACAACCGUCCAUUGGAGAUGUCUACAGUGGAUGGAGACAUCAAGCUUGAAUACAGAGAUGACUUCGGAAGGGUGCAAACGCCCAAGGAGGCCUUCCGUUCCAUCUCAUGGAAGUUCCACGGCAAGGUGCCUGGCCGAAAGAACAUGGAGCGGCGGCUGCUGCGCUUGGAGAAUGAGAUGAGAUUGAAGAGCAUGAAUGUGAUCGAAGCUCUACCAACACUCAGGCCAUCCAGGGCCGCCGUAGCUGCUGUGUUGUUGCUUCGCUGUCGAAUGCCUGUGUUUUCUGGGAUUGCUUCGGGAUCGUCUCAAGAUGGACCCCCCUCAUAUUCCUAUGCCUGCUAUAUCUAG